CAGCUUCCAUUUUCAUUUUUCCCUUCACUAUAUAGAGAGAAGGCAUACAACAGGAGGCUCUCAUUUGUCUUUAAUAAUUUCCCUCAAAAUGGAGUCUCAAGGAUGUCUCUGCCUCUUGUGGGCUUUGCUUGCUUGCUACCUCUUCUCUUCUUCUGUGGCCUACAAUAGCUUCGACGUAGGUGGCAAAGAUGGCUGGGUUAUAAACCCCUCUGAGAGUUACAAUCACUGGGCCGAGAGAAACCGGUUCCAAGUCAAUGACUCUCUUGUCUUCAAGUACAAUAAAGGGUCGGACUCUGUGUUGCGGGUGACAAAAGAUGAUUACAGCAGCUGCAACACAAAGAAGCCUCUCAAGAAUAUGGAUUCUGGUUCCUCUGUGUUUCAGUUUGACAAGUCUGGUCCUUUCUUUUUCAUUAGUGGAAACGAGGAUAAUUGUCGAAAGGGACAAAAACUGAUUGUUGUUGUGCUUGCGGUCAGAACAAAACAAACCUCAACACCAGCAUAUCCCCCAGCUAUAUCCCCUAAAGCACCAUCCCCAGAAGGUCACAAUCCAGCUCAAGCGCCAUCAAGAUCCUCAGCACCGAUUGCUAAACCUCCAACCUCGUCUCAUGUGCCAUCAGUGUCACCUGUAUCCCCAUCACCAAUUGCCAAUGCUCCGAGCAGCAAUGCUCCAGCUGGGGCUCCAGGGGCGUCACCAGUGCCAUUAAAGUCUCCAUCUCCACUGGCUAAUACUCCUUCACCAUCAUAUCAUCCUGUUGCCUCUCCAACACCAGCAAGAUCACCAUCUCCAUCAAGUCCAACUCCAGCAAAACCGCCAUCUUCAUCAACUCCAUCCCCGACACCUGAGUCCAGUUCUGGGCCAUCAUUAUCACCCGGCACCAAUGAGGCGAACCUUGCCCCCACUCCAGCUCCAGCUGCUUCUUGGGUUGCAACUCCUUCAACUACGAUGGUUAUUGUGGCCUCUCUUCUUAUUAGUUCUGCUAUUAGUGGAUGGCCUUGAGGAGAGAACAAUUAUUUCUAUUUUAGGUUGAAGUUUUUUUUAAGUUUUCGGGCUUAAUUGUUAUUGCUGAACUUUAUUAGAAACUAUUUUCUUUUGUUUAUAAAAUUCUCCGUACAUGUGCUGUAUCGAAGAUUUUAUAAUACUGAUAUUUUAAUUAA
Molecule: messenger RNA, 1155 nt
Organism: Populus nigra (black poplar)
Lineage: Eukaryota; Viridiplantae; Streptophyta; Magnoliopsida; Malpighiales; Salicaceae
Product: early nodulin-like protein 1
Exons: 2
Coding region: 89-997 (302 amino acids)
Cellular component (GO): plasma membrane
Molecular function (GO): electron transfer activity
Source: RefSeq, a predicted model, not a curated record